Aquila chrysaetos chrysaetos is the source of this 4968-nucleotide messenger RNA. RefSeq names its product platelet activating factor receptor (gene PTAFR). The record is from RefSeq and is a predicted model, not a curated record. The transcript has 4 exons. Gene Ontology annotation, cellular component: membrane. Gene Ontology annotation, molecular function: G protein-coupled purinergic nucleotide receptor activity; platelet activating factor receptor activity. Bases 1413 to 2477 code for a protein of 354 amino acids. Lineage: Eukaryota; Metazoa; Chordata; Aves; Accipitriformes; Accipitridae. Gene Ontology annotation, biological process: chemotaxis; G protein-coupled receptor signaling pathway.
UGAGAAGCACAGAGGAUGGAUCUGCCGAGGACGCUGGCCCCCCUUGCCAAGCUGAGACCACCUCUGAGACCCUGGCCUGGCCGGGGAGUGUCCCUGCCCUGGAGCUGCUGCAGGGCAGAGCUACCCCAUCUCAGGCCUGCAAGGCACCGGAUGACAUGGGAGUGUGACAAGGCCCUGGCCAGCACAGAGCCUCCACCGCUGUUUUCCUACCACUGCCUGCUUGAGGAAGGGCCACAGGAGUCGGUGUCGAGCUCCAGGGCGCAGCUGGGGCACGUCUGAGCCGUGUCACAAGUGCCAAGAGGGAAGUGAGUCACUCACCUGCAAGCGAGCGCUGCGCCCUCCUUCCUGUCCAAACCUCUUCCCAGGCAGGAGCAUGCUGACGGCUUAGCCCUGCCAGUGGCUCAGCUCGCAGCAGGGACCGGGCGGGCUGGGGUCUCCUGGACCAGGUGCUCUGUGGCCCUGAGUGACUCUGCAGUCAUGCUGCAGUUGCUCCCAUUCUGGUGUCCUGUUCUUGAGAGCUGCCUCUGUGGAGACCUUCCAGCCCCAGGUCAGAGAAAAUAACACUUGGCAGAAGACUGAGCAUCCUCAGUAAAACACCCAUCACUGCUCUACUAAAGCUGAAGAUGGACAUAUCAUGCUGAAUCCUUUCGACUGUGAUGAGGGUGUGGAAGCAGAUCCAUGAGAUGUCCAGUAGGACUUGCCUUGGGUCCUGCAUGAAUCAAAGUUACAGCAGGGAACAGAUCAUGGGCCCCUGCCUGCUCUGGGACCUCUCCGCAGGGCAGCAGGGAGUGACACAUUACUCCUCAGGGAUGUGCCAGACCUCUGUGGCCAGACCCUGAAGUGUCAUGGCCCAGACCAUCCUCACCGCCUGGCGACCAUCACCUGAAUCAGCUACUACCCUUUAGAGAUCAGUGGGUUCUCAGCAGGGUGGCAGAGAUCAAGGUGAAAGAGGACAGAUACAUGUGUCACCUGGCCAACUACUAGUACUGCCACAGCUAUUUGUUAAUUCACAUGGAACAUGGCUGAAAGAUUGAGUUUAAAGACACUCAAACCUCAGUGCUGCCCAGCAUGCAGCAGCCCGUGAAGGUCCAAGGACAAGUUGUGGAUAUCUGUAGUUGUCAUGUCCUUAGGGGACCUGUGAGAGGUGAGGAGGGACAGGCUUGGGAAGGUGACUAUUGCCUUCCUCUCCUAACAACCGGAAAGAAGUACUGAGUGGUUUGCAGAGUUUUCUGAAGAAAGGAAGAGCUUUCUUGAGCUAGAGCUGACUUCCCAUUUGCAGAGGAAAAUUGCAAAUGUGCAAAGUGUGAAUGAGGAACCAAUGGCACAUGGUCACAAAGAGAGACUCAACCCAGAGAGGGUAAGAAGAAAAGCUACAUCAGGAAGUUCUGCUUCAGACGUGCCCACCCGCCGCCAUGAUGUCUGGAAAGGGUAAAGGUGCUGCUGAAGGUAGUGCUGACUCCUACAUUUCAUGCCACAUAGACUCUGAGUUUCGCUACAACCUCUUCACUGUUUUCUACAGCAUCAUUUUCAUUCUGGGCUUUGUUGCCAACUGCUAUGUGCUGUGGAUUUUCAGCCGUAUUUACCCAACCAAAAAACUCAAUGAAAUCAAGAUAUUCAUGGUGAACCUGACAGUAGCUGACCUGCUCUUCUUGGUUACGAUGCCAAUGUGGAUUGUUUACUAUCACCACCAUGGAGACUGGAUCAUGCCUGAGUUCCUCUGUAAUGUAGCUGGCUGUUUAUUUUUUGUUAACACCUACUCUUCUGUUGCCUUUCUGACGGUCAUCACAUACAACCGUUACCAAGCUGUGACUAAUCCCAUUAAAGCUGCUCAGUUUACCACCCAGAGAAGGGGUAUCUACUUAUCAGCAGCUAUCUGGAUCAUAAUAGUGGGCAGCUCUUUGUAUUACCUUUUUGACAAUAAUACUAAUCAGGAGGAGAUUGAUUCGAAGAAUUUCACACGGUGCUUUGAGCGCUAUAACUCUUCUAGCAGUGUUUCAGCUGUUCUCGCCAUUCAUGUCAUCAUCUGCAUCCUCUUCUAUAUAAUUUUCCUUUUUAUACUAGGCUGGAACAUCAUCAUUAUCAGGACACUGUUCUCCAAAUCAGUGCAGCCACGGAAGAGUGCUCAUGUCAAGCAAAGGGCACUCUGGAUGGUUUGCACAGUGCUGGCUGUGUUCAUCAUAAGCUUUGUACCUCAUCACAUAGUGCACCUGCCCUGGACCCUGACUGUUCUGGAGCAGUGGAAGAAGGAAAACUGUCAGUUGCGCCAACAACUCAAUGAUGCUCACCAGGUGACUUUGUGCCUCUUGAGUAUGAACUGUGUGUUGGACCCUAUCAUCUACUGCUUCCUCACCAAGAAGUUCCAAAAACAUCUUUCAGAAAACCUGAAAAGCAUGAAAGGGAGUCGCAAGUGCUCCAGGCAAACCACCGACACAGUGAUUGAGGGCACCAUUCACCAAGAGGAUGCCAUUAGGAUCUAGUUCAGCCCUGUUCUGAUUGCAGAUUGAGAUGCGUGAAUUAGUCACCCAUCUUUUCUCAAGAAGAGGCACUGAGGGACACAACAGAGGACCAAGUUAUUACAGUUCCUUUUUUCUUUUAGACAGAAGAAUGGACACUCAUUUCUUCUAUCACAUGCAACUGGCAGAACAGGAACCUGCAGUAAUCUGGCAGAAAAGCACCUUCUGUCUGGGCUGAUGUUCUCAUGGGCACUAAGAACAGCUCAGACAAUCUGCUUUUACAUGAAAGAAAUGUGUCACUGAGUCUCUGCAGUGCGCAGCUAGAACCAAAGUGCACUGAAAUUAUCUAUUGUGUCAGCCCAGAGAGCACCAUCCCUGGUCCUUUGCCUGCCCCGCUCCCACGAGGAAUCCAGUAUCAGAGCUGUAAGAGACUUCUAAAAGACCUGGAAGAACAGACUGAGCUGCUAGUAUCAUCAAGUGACUUUUCUAAGCAGUUUGCAUGGUUCUGUGAAGAGAGUCUGAGCUGAAGAAGCUCUUCAGUGGCUAGAAGGGACGUAGUCCAAGGAGUUCCUCAAAUGCCAUCCAAGAAGGCAUCUGCACCUCUGAUCCCUUCUUACCUACUUGCAUGGUCUGCCAGGGUCCAUACUCAACAGAUGUCUGGGUGUAGCUAUUAUAAACUUUUGCCUUUGCUCCCAGCUCUUGAAUCAGUCAAGUAACUGGACUAGUAGGCAAGAAAAUGAAGACACAUUGGCAGUGCCUCAGUCCCUGUCCCCAGAUCAGCAUUAUGUCCAAAGGGGACUAUUGUCUGCCCUGACUUCUUUUAUGAUAGCAGAAGUGGCAAACCAGCAGCCUCUUGCACUCAGUUUAGUAAUUUUUGGCUGACUGCAUGUGUCUGUGGAAAUCCAAUCUCACUUUGGAGGCUCCAGAUAACAGAAGAUUAUUGUCAGCAUGGGCAUUAUAAGAAGAAAAAAAGCUUAAAAUGCUUCAGUAUCUUUGUUCUUAUUUAUUUAAGUUAGGGUUGUAGCAACCAACUGUACAUUAUUCCUUCCCCCGGCCUUUCUGUUUCUGCUAUGAAGAAAUUAAGCUGACUACUUCUUGAUAUCCUACCACAAGUGAAGUAUUAGGUCAGGUCAUGGCUACUUUCUGAGCAAAGCAGUGCUGCACAGUGAUACAGUACACUUGACAGACACGUAAUUCAUGUACUCCCACGAGCCUGGAGACUCCUCACUCAGGGCUGGCUGCAGUCAGUUGGGGCCCAGGGCAAAGUGCUUUUCCAGGGGUGCUGUUCUGUUACCAAUCACGAGACACUCAAGGUUCCUUUUCUGACCCAAAUUGCUUAAUCCAGCACAGGAAAUUGGGCAGGGAAGGGAACUUACUUGUUUUCACAACAGUUUUUGGUUCCCUAAACUACAUAGGAGUGUCUGGUUGAUGACAGAAUAAGUGUAUCAUCUGACCUGUGACACCAAUUCUUCAUGUGCAAGGACAGCAGCCUUCCUACACCCACCAGAGAAUGUGAAAGAUAAGCUCAAGUCUUUCCAAAGAUAGGACCAAUGUCAGUAUCAGACUUUGCCUACAUUCAGUGGAGAUAUGGGUCCUUCAGCUUUUAUGCUUACCUGCGUGAAUGAGCUAAAGAACUAAGACAUUUCUUGUUCUGAUGCCAUCUGCCAGGGCCAGCCAUGCACUCCAGGCCCAGUGCCAGGCAAAGGAAAGAAUCUGAUCACAACAUGAAUGCAUUUCCCUCCUGGUCCUGGAUUCUGCUCUAGUAAUGGCCACCCACAGAGAACAGCUGCGGGCACCUCUUAGCAGAGAGAUAAUUCCCUAUGUCCCUCAGCCACGUUCAAAGCUUUGCCCUGAAUCUGCAGUCAUCCAAGCCACAGCACACAGCAGGGAAGGCGAUUUCUGUAAUUUAAAAGCCUAAAUCCUGCUUGCUGGAGGAAUCUGCCUUUGUAUUGCUGCCCUCCCCAGAUGGCACAUUCUGGCCAAGGAGCUCCUGCAGCUGGCAGAUGGGGUGGAGCUUUCCUCUUUUCCCCUUGCCACCCGAUAGGUUAGCAGAGCUCUCUUGCUUCACAGCCCCUAAAGCACCAAACAGAUGAAGUCUGGCAACUCUUAGAGGAAAUUAAAAGAGAUUUUACGUGGAGAUCUGGUAAAUGUGUGAUCUUCUUCUACUGAUUCCCGGAAAGCUUGCAAUAGAAUUUACAGUUUAGGCUACCUACUGUGGGUAAAUAACAUGCUUUACUCCACAGAAAACAGCUGUAAGGCCAGUGUGGGCUCAAAGAACAAAUGUAAACAUGCAUCUAAGGAAAAGGGUAAGUAGAGGCAAAAGCCCAAAGGACGCUUCAGAAGGAUAUGUUGCAGUAAUUAAGUCAGUAACAAUGCGUUUCUAAAAACCAGUCUGAGCUUCUACUUCUGUUCCUGGAAUUAUUUUCUCAGUUUGACCGCAAUGUUGCAUUACCCUGCUUUACUUGGCAAUAAAAUGGAUUCUCAAAAGUUCUUUUAAAUAAAGCGUGUUCCUCAA